AUGUAUCAGGCCAGCAACGUCUAUUUCAUUUGCGGCUUUGCCGCCAUUGGCGGCGGCCUCUUCGGCUUCGACAUCAGUUCCAUGUCAGGCGUGCUCGGCACCCAGGCGUACAAGCGCUACUUCAACAACCCGGUGUCGUACGCGCAGGGCGGCAUCACGGCGUCCAUGCCGGCCGGCAGUCUAGUCGGCUCGCUUCUGUCCUCCUUCAUCGCCGACAAGUACUCGCGAAAGGUCGCCCUGCAGAUCUCGUGUGUGCUCUGGAUCAUCGGCUCCAUCCUCAUGACGGCUUCACAGAACGUUGCCAUGCUGUGUGUGGGCCGUGUCAUCUGCGGUCUCUGUGUCGGUAUUGCCUCGUCGAUCGUGCCUGUGUACCAGGCCGAGAUUGCGCCCAAGGAGAUUCGUGGUCGUGUUGUCUCGCUGCAGCAGUGGGCCAUUACCUGGGGUAUUCUGAUCCAAUACUUCAUCCAGUUCGGCGCUGCCGAGGGCAUUGGCGGCGGUUCCAAGGACCCCAACCAGCCGACGGCCGCGUUCCGCAUUCCCUGGGGUAUCCAGAUGGUCCCCGCCUUCAUCCUCCUCGUUGGGCUUUACUUCUUCCCCUACAGCCCGCGUUGGCUGGCGUCCCAAGAUCGCUGGGAUGAGGCCAUCCGCGUGCUCGCCAACCUGCACGGCAAGGGCGACGUUAACCACCCCAAGGUGCUAGCGCAGUACCAGGAGAUCGAGGAGGCGCUCAAGUUCGAACGCGAGCAGGCCACUUCGUCCUUUAAGGAACUCAUUGCGCCGCGCAUGCUCAAGCGUGUUGCACUUGGUAUGAGCAUUCAGAUGUGGUCUCAAUUGUGUGGCAUGAACAUCAUGAUGUACUACAUUGUCUACAUCAUGGAGGGCGCCCAGAUUGCGUCCCCCCUCGCAACUGCUUCGAUCCAAUACGUGAUCAACGUCGUGCUGACUCUGCCCGCUAUCAUUUUCCUCGACAAAUGGGGCCGUCGCCCGUCCCUGAUUCUUGGCUCCUUUGGCAUGAUGACCUGGCUCUUCAUCUCUGGUGCCCUCCAGCAAUACUACGGCCAGCCAAACACCGACGAAACCCGCAACUCCGAAAACGGCGACAUCACCUGGAUCGUGCUCAACAACCGACCCGUCUCCUCCGCCAUCGUCUCCUGCUCCUACCUCUUCGUCGCCACCUUCGCAACCACCUGGGGUCCCGUCUCCUGGACCUACCCAGCCGAGAUCUUCCCCAGCAAGGUGCGCGCCAAGGCCGUGUCCCUGUCCACAGCGGCCAACUGGUUCUGGAACAUGGUACUCGCGUUCGGCGUGCCGCCGCUGCUGUGGAACAUCUCGUACAAGAUGUACUACAUCUUUGGCGCGUUCAAUGCUGCCGCGUUUGUGCACAUGACGCUGAUGGCGCCCGAGACGAAAGGGUACACGCUCGAGGAGAUGGACGAUGUGUUUGACUCAGGCCGGCCGGCGUGGAAGCGGCAUAAGAAGAGCAGCCGGUUGGAGGAGCUGGAGAGGGAGAUUGAGGCUGGUAACGUUAAGGUUUCUGUUCCCCUGGGUCGCUCGACCGCGGCGACUCAGCACGAGACUGCUCCCGCGCCCGCUACCGAGUCGGAGAAGAAGGCUGAGCCGACGACCACGUCGACUUAA
Dichotomopilus funicola is the source of this 1638-nucleotide messenger RNA. Its product is annotated as MFS sugar transporter-like protein. Gene Ontology annotation, molecular function: carbohydrate:proton symporter activity. The coding region runs from base 1 to 1638 and encodes 545 amino acids. Gene Ontology annotation, biological process: transmembrane transport; carbohydrate transport. Gene Ontology annotation, cellular component: membrane. The record is from RefSeq and is a predicted model, not a curated record. Lineage: Eukaryota; Fungi; Ascomycota; Sordariomycetes; Sordariales; Chaetomiaceae. The transcript has 6 exons.